This is a messenger RNA of Mus pahari (shrew mouse), 1011 nucleotides long. It is a transcript of the gene Pbk, whose product is annotated as PDZ binding kinase. Gene Ontology annotation, molecular function: ATP binding; protein serine/threonine kinase activity. Gene Ontology annotation, biological process: protein phosphorylation. The record is from RefSeq and is a predicted model, not a curated record. The coding region runs from base 16 to 1011 and encodes 331 amino acids. Lineage: Eukaryota; Metazoa; Chordata; Mammalia; Rodentia; Muridae. The transcript is spliced from 7 exons.
AACGUGAUUGCUACAAUGGAAGGAAUUAAUAAUUUCAAGACACCAAACAAAUUAUCUGAAAAAAGGAAAUCUGUAUUAUGUUCUACUCCAUGUGUAAAUAUCCCUGCCUCUCCAUUUAUGCAGAAGCUUGGCUUUGGGACUGGGGUCAGCGUUUACCUAAUGAAAAGAUCUCCGAGAGGGUUGUCUCAUUCUCCCUGGGCCGUGAAAAAGAUAAGUCCUUUAUGCGAUGAUCACUAUCGAACUGUGUAUCAGAAGAGACUGACUGAUGAAGCUAAGAUUUUAAAAAACCUUAAUCACCCAAACAUUAUAGGGUAUCGUGCUUUUACUGAAGCCAGCGAUGGUAGUCUGUGCCUUGCUAUGGAGUAUGGAGGCGAAAAGUCCCUGAAUGACUUGAUAGAAGAGCGGAACAAAGACAGUGGACGUCCUUUUCCUGCAGCCGUAAUUCUCAGGGUUGCUUUGCACAUGGCCAGAGGGCUAAAGUAUCUGCAUCAAGAAAAGAAGCUGCUUCAUGGAGACAUAAAAUCUUCAAAUGUUGUAAUUAAGGGUGAUUUUGAAACAAUUAAAAUCUGUGAUGUAGGAGUCUCUCUGCCAUUGGAUGAAAAUAUGACUGUGACUGAUCCUGAGGCCUGUUAUAUUGGUACUGAGCCAUGGAAACCCAAAGAAGCGUUGGAAGAAAAUGGCAUCAUUACUGACAAGGCAGAUAUGUUUGCUUUUGGCCUUACUCUGUGGGAAAUGAUGACUUUAUGUAUUCCACAUGUCAAUCUUCCAGAUGAUGUUGAUGAAGAUGCAACCUUUGAUGAGAGUGACUUCGAUGAUGAAGCAUAUUAUGCAGCUCUGGGGACAAGGCCAUCCAUCAACAUGGAAGAACUGGAUGAAUCCUACCAGAAGGUCAUUGAACUCUUCUGUGUGUGUACUAAUGAGGAUCCUAAAGAUCGCCCGUCUGCUGCACACAUUGUUGAAGCUUUGGAACUAGAUGGCCAAUGUUGUGGUGGUCUAAGCUCAAAGCAUUAA